AUGCAUCGCUACUCGGCUCAAGGGAUAGGCGAUAAACUCGUUUACACGCGCAUUUUCGAGGAGUGGGAAGAUACAGACUAUAAAGAUCAAGAUGAUGAUGAAAAACUUGUCAUCAACCCAGAAGAUUCUAUACCCACCAUGGAAGAAGUACAAGCGAGAUAUCAGGAAAUGUUCGGCAAGCACAUAGCAGAUAACCGUUCUCACAGAAAGGACAUCGAGCGUUUCUGGAAAGACAGACUAUUCAAUGGCACAGCGAAGAGAGAUGGUGCCCUUAGGUUUCCAGGCUCUGGUCUCCCCUUGAGUUUCGGGAUAGACAAUAAGAGGCGCCAGCCUUUCCUCCUUGGCUUGCAUGCAAAAGAUUGGCAAUCGCGAACACUGACGAAUCGUGAAGUGUGCAUGCCCAAAUUGGAAGAGGAUAUCACGAACAAACACGAAUGGUGGGAGAAGGUCCUGAAUCCUGAUAUUGUCUCCAAAUGGAAGCAAGAAGCCUUACAAAUGCCAUGGGCAAGUUAUCAGCGCAAUGGCGAAUUUACCAGCAAAAUGGAAGACGUGUGCUUCAGGGAUCUUGCGGCGAAGGCGAAGAUUUACGAACAGAAAAAUUUAAUUCCUGUCAUGGAAUCUUCCGAUUGUGUUGCCAAAUAUUCCGAAAAUCAACGAGACUGGCAUCCAGGAAGCGACGAGAAAGUUCUAGACCUUGUUCAUCCCUCGCUCUGGCCAUUGGUGUUUGGCCGAUCUCGCAUUCUUUCUGACUUGUACAUAUCGCUCGACAAGUGCCUUGAUCAUUACGGCUCAGGAGAAGUCAUCCCUGGGCCCAAUAGACCACAUCUCAGAAUACCAGAUGGCUGGCGAUCUUUUACGGAAGAUAACGACAAGAGAGCUUUAUCACUACGAUACCAAUGGCCUCCAUGCGAUGUUGAUCUGGCAAGUGGGCGACCACGAAUCAAGAGCUACAUCAACAAUCUCCACCCUGUCCGAUAUGCAGCCAUAUAUUCUCUCAUUGAAGAGCUUAUUUACAAAUCUCUUCCCGCCUGGGAUGUUGUAUGCCGCUCAGCUCGCAAGGAGUUCAAGUUCAAGAGAUUCGGAACCGUGCAUGAGGUCAAGUGGACUUGCAACGUGCCCGCCAUCUGCGCCACGGCGCAUGGCUGUCAUAAGAGUAAUAGACCGCUCGCAGAAGACGAGGAAUACGAGAGUGCUUCAGAAACUACUUCCGUCUUUGAAGAGGGUGAGCGGCUGAAUAGGGAAUGGUGGUCGGAAACUCACAAGAUUAACUGUCCAGAACCGCUGGAAGAUACAACAUACCCCCUCGAUGCCUCCCGCUUCAGAAGCGAAGGGUUCUUCAACAAGGCCUCCCAAAUCCAAGUCAUUGUUAAGAUGGCAAACAUUCAUCUGACCCCUGAGAAAUCCAAGUAUGAUGGUGGCUCGUGGCACGUUGAAGGGCAACUCAAUGAACAUAUCUGUGCCACGGCACUGUUCUACUAUGAAAGCGAGAAUAUCACUGAAUCACGUCUUUCUUUCCGUACUCAAGCAGAUAGGGAUAAUCUUAGCGAUAGGCUUAGUUAUUCGCAAGGAGACUACGAUGGGAUUGAAGCGAUCUUUGCGAUUCAAGCUAAAGGAGAUAAGAUGCAGAAUCUCGGACAUCGAGUCGAACCUUUUGAGUUGGCUGAUAAGACUCGUCCUGGGCAUCGCAAGAUCGUCGCUUUGUUCCUUGUUGACACAGUCAUCCCGAUCAUCUUGACAGGCAAUGUGCCCCCGCAGCAAAAGCAUUGGUGGAAGGAUGAGCUCAGAGAAACAGAACCUCUCAGUCUUCUUCCCAGUGAGAUUAGGGAUACAAUAGCCGAGCAAGUGGACUUUCCAUAUGGAAUGGAUGAAGCAAAACGGAUUCGGGAAGAUUUGAUAGCAGAGCGUAAGGUUGUAAACAGCCACGACUUCAGAAAACGGGCCCAGAGUUGGAACUUCUGCGAGCACUAA
Messenger RNA from Fusarium redolens, 1968 nucleotides. RefSeq lists its product as uncharacterized. The transcript is spliced from 6 exons. The record is from RefSeq and is a predicted model, not a curated record. The coding region runs from base 1 to 1968 and encodes 655 amino acids. NCBI's taxonomy places the organism in Eukaryota, Fungi, Ascomycota, Sordariomycetes, Hypocreales, Nectriaceae.